CGCAGGCCGGGCGGCCGCGGCGGGGUUGGGCCCGGGGCCAGACGGGAAAGCUUACCUCCAGCCCGGGCGCCCGGUACAGCGACUCCCCGGCCGGCGCCGGCGCCUGCCCCGCCCUCAGGGAGGCGGGGGAGCCGUGGGGGAGGCGGUGCCAUCGCGAAGCCCGCGCCCCGCCUUCACCCUCCUGCCUGCAGUCGGGGCCGGGGCUGGGCGGCGUCUGCGGAGGCUCCCCCGGCCUGGCCCAAUCGGCCUGAGCCGCGCUUUCACACCGGCGGCGGCGCGGAAAGGUGGAGGCGGCUGGCCGGGAGGCCGGAGCCGGGCCAGCGAUCCGCCAUGGAGACCCGCUACAACCUGAAGAGCCCGGCUGUUAAACGUUUAAUGAAAGAAGCAGCAGAAUUGAAAGAUCCAACAGAUCAUUACCAUGCACAGCCAUUAGAGGAUAACCUUUUUGAAUGGCACUUCACAGUUAGAGGGCCCCCAGAUUCUGAUUUUGAUGGAGGAGUUUAUCAUGGACGAAUAGUACUGCCCCCUGAGUAUCCCAUGAAACCACCAAGCAUUAUUCUUUUAACGGCUAAUGGACGAUUUGAAGUAGGCAAGAAAAUCUGUUUGAGCAUCUCAGGACAUCAUCCUGAAACUUGGCAGCCUUCGUGGAGUAUAAGAACAGCAUUAUUAGCCAUCAUCGGGUUUAUGCCAACAAAAGGAGAGGGAGCCAUAGGUUCUCUAGAUUACACACCAGAGGAAAGAAGAGCGCUUGCCAAAAAAUCACAAGAUUUCUGUUGUGAGGGAUGUGGCUGUGCCAUGAAGGAUGUCCUGUUGCCUUUAAAAUCUGGAAGUGAUUCAAGCCAAGCUGACCAGGAAGCCAAGGAACUGGCUAGACAAAUCAGUUUUAAGGCAGAAGUCAAUUCAUCUGGAAAGACUAUCGCUGAAUCGGACUUAAACCACUCUUUUUCACUAAAUGAUUUACAGGAUGAUAUACCUGCAACAUUCCAGGGUGCUACAGCCAGUACAUCGUACGGAGCCCAGAACCCCUCAGCAGCAUCCCUUCAACAACCUGCUCAACCUGUAGCUAAGAAUACCUCCAUGAGCCCUCGACAGCGCCGAGCCCAGCAGCAGAGUCAAAGACGGUCGUCUGCUUCCCCAGAUGUGAUCCAGGGCCAGCAGCCAAGAGACAACCACACUGAUCAUGGCGGAUCCGCUGUCCUGAUUGUCAUCUUGACUUUGGCAUUGGCAGCUCUUAUAUUCAGACGAAUAUAUCUGGCCAAUGAGUACAUAUUUGACUUUGAGUUAUAAUAUUGUUUUGUGUCUUAAGAGCUGUGACUCUGCUGCUUCAUUAAACAUUCUGCAUUGGGUAUAAUCUAAGAA
Messenger RNA from Panthera uncia (snow leopard), 1359 nucleotides. RefSeq names its product ubiquitin conjugating enzyme E2 J1 (gene UBE2J1). The record is from RefSeq and is a predicted model, not a curated record. The transcript is spliced from 8 exons. Bases 331 to 1287 code for a protein of 318 amino acids. NCBI's taxonomy places the organism in Eukaryota, Metazoa, Chordata, Mammalia, Carnivora, Felidae.